UGACAAGGUUUCUCACUCUGAGGACAAGGUUCCUCACUCUGAGAACAAGGCUCCUCACACUGAAGACAGGGUUCCUCAUUCUGAGGACAAGGUUCCUCACUCUCAUUACAAGGUUUCUCACUCUGAGGACAAGGUUCGUCACUCCGAGGACAAGGUUCCUCAUUUUGACGACUAGGUUCCUCAAUCUGAGGGCCAGGUUCCUCACACCGACGAAAAGGUUCCUCACUCUGAGAACAAGUUCGUUACUCUGAGGACAAGGUUCCUCACUCUGAGGACAAGGUUCCUCACUCUAGUGACAAGGUUUCUCAUUCUGAGGACAAGGUUCUUCACUCUGAGGACAAGGUUCCUCACACUGACGAAAAGGUUCCUCACUCUGAGAACAAGUUUCGUUACUCUGAGGACAAGGUUCCUCUCUCUGAGGACAAGGUUCCUCUCUCUGAGGGCAAGGUUCCUCUCUCUGAGGGCAAGGUUCCUCACUCUGAGGACAAGGUUCCUCACUCUAGUGACAAGGUUUCUCACUCUGAGGACAAGGUUCCUCACUCUGAGGACAAGGUUCCCCAAUCUGAGGACAAGGUUCCUCACUCUGGGGACAAGGUUCCUCACCCUGAUUACAAGCUUUCUCACUCUGAGGACAAGGUUCGUCACUCCGAGGACAAGGUUCCUCAUUCUGAGGAUAAGGUUCCUCACUCUGAGGACCAGGUUCCUCACUCUGAAGGCAGGUUCCUCACUCUGAGGACAAGGUUUCCUUUUCUGAGGACAAGGUUCCUCACUCUGAGAACAAGGUUCCUCACACUGCGGACAAGGUUCCUCACCCUGAGGACAAGAUUCCUCACUCUGACGACAUGGCUCCUCUCUCUCUGAGGACAAGGUCCUCACUCAGUGAACAAGGUUCCUCACUCUGAAAGCAGGUUCUUCACUCUGAGGACAAGGUUCCUCAAUCUGAGGGCCAGGUUCCUCACACCGACGAAAAGGUUCCUCACUCUGACAAACAAGUUUCGUUACUCUGAGGACAAGGUUCCUCACUCUGAGGACAAGGUCCCUCUCUCUGAGGGCGAGGUUCCUCUCUCUGAAGGCAAGGUUCCUCACUCUGAGGACAAGGUUUCUCACUCUGAGGACAAGGUUCCCCACUCUGAGGACAAGGUUCCUCACUCUGUGGACAAGGUUCCUCACCCUGAUUACAAGUUUCUCACUCUGAGGACAAGGUUCGUCACUCCGAGGACAAGGUUCCUCAUUCUGAGGACAAGGUUCUUCUCUCUGAGGGCAAGGUUCCUUUCUCUGAGGGCAAGGUUCCUCACUCUGAGGACAAGGUUCCUCACUCUAGUGACAAGGUUUCUCACUCUGAGCACAAGGUUCCUCACUCUGAGGACAAGGUUCCCCACUCUGAGGACAAGGUUCCUCACUCGGAGGACAAGGUUCCUCACUCUGAUUACAAGGUUUCUCACUCUGAGGACAAGGUUCGUCACUCCGAGGACAAGGUUUUUCACUCUGACGACAAGGUUCCUCAAACUAACGAAAAGGUUCCUCACUCUGAGAACAAGUUUCGUUACUCUGAGGACAAGGUUCCUCACUCUGAGGACAAGGUUCCUCUCUCUGAGGGCAAGGUUCCUCUCUCUGAGGGCAAUCUUCCUCACUCUGAGGACAAGGUUCCUCACUCUAGUGACAAGGUUUCUCACUCUGAGGACAAGGUUCCUCACUCUGAGGACAAGUUUCCCCACUCUGAGGACAAGGUUCCUCACUCUGAGGACAAGGUUCCUCACCCUGAUUACAAGGUUUGUCACUCUGAGGACAAGGUUCGUCACUCCGAGGACAAGGUUCCUCAUUCUGAGGACAAGGUUCCUCAUUCUGAGGACCAGUUUCCUCACUCUGAAGGCACGUUCCUCACUCUGAGGACAAGGUUCCUCUUUCUGAGGACAAGGUUCCUCACUCUGAGGACAAGGUUCCUCACACUGCGGAAAAGGUUCCUCACUCUGAGUACAAGGUUCCUCACUCUGACGACAAGGUCCUCUCUCUCUCUGAGGACAAGGUCCUCACUCCGUGGACAAGGUUCCUCACUCUGAAAGCAUGUUCUUUACUCUGAGGACAAGGUUCGUCACCCUGAGGAGAAGGUUUCUUACUCAGAGGAAAAGGUUCCUCACUCUGAGGAGAAGGUUCCUCACUCUGAGAACAAGGUUCCUCACUCUGAGGACAAGGUUCCUCAAGCUGAGGACAAAGUUACUCACUCUGAGGACAAGGUUCCUCACUCUGAGGACAAAGUUCCUAACUCUGAGGACAAGGAUGCUCGCUCUGAAGGCAGGUACCUCACUCUAAGGAGAAGGUUCCUCAAUCUGAGGACAAGGUUUCUUACUCUGAGGACAAGGUUCCUCACUCUGAGGACAAGGUUCGACACUCCCAGGACAUAGGCUCCUCACACUCACGACAAGGUUCCUCACUCGGAAGACAAGGUUCUUCCGUGUAAAGGCAGGUUCCUCACACUAAGGACAAGGUUCCUCAUUCUGACGACAAUGUUCAUCACUCUGAAGGCAUGUACCACACUCUAAGGACAAGGUUCCUCACUCUGAGGACAAAGUUCCUCACUCUGAGGACAAGUUUCCACACUCUAAGGACAAGAUUCCUCACUCUGAGGACAAGGCUCCUCAUUCUGAGGACAAGGUUCCUCACUCUGAGGACAAGGUUCCUCACCCUGAGGACAAGAUUCUUCACUCUGAGGACAAGGUUCCUUACUCUGAAUACAAAGGUCCUCACACUGAGGACAAGGUUCCUCACCCUGAAGACAAGGUUCUUCACACUGAGGACAAGGUUCCUCACACUGAGGACAAGGUUCCUCACUCUGAAAACAAUGUUCGUCUGUCUGAGGACAAGGUUCCUCACUCUGAGGACAAAGUGCUUCACACUGAGGACAAGGUUCCUCACUCUUAGAACACUGAGGAACCUUCUUCUCAGAGAGAGAACCUUGUCCUGAGAGUGAGGAAGCUUGUCGUCAGAAUGAGGAACCUUGUCCUCAAAGUGAGGAACCUGCCUUCAGAGUGAGAAACCUUGUCCUCAGAGUGCGGAACCUAGUCAUCAGAGUGAGGAACGUUAUCCUCAGAGUGAGCAACCUUGUCCUCAGAGUGAGCAAUCUUGCCUCAGAGUGUGGAACAUUGUUCUCAGAGUGAGGAACUUCAUCCUCAUAGUGAGGAACCUUGUACUCAAAGUGAGGAACCUUCUGCUCAGAGUGAGGAACCUUGUCCUCAGAGUGACGAGCCUUUUCUUCGGAGUAAGAAACCUUCUCCUCAGUGUGACGAACAUUGUCCUCAGAGUUAAGAACCUGCUUUCAGAGUGAGGAACCUUGUCCUCAUAGUGAGGACCUUGUCCUCAGAGAGAGAGGAAACUUGUCCUCAGAGUGAGGAACCUUGUCCUCAGAGUGAGGAACCUUGUCGGCAGUGUGAGGAACCUUGUCCUCAGAGUAAGGAACUUUGUCCUCAGAAAGAAAAACCUUGUCCUCAGAGUGAGGAACCUGCCUUCAGAAUGAGGAACCUUGUCCUCAGAGUGACGAACCUUGUCCUCAGAGUGAGACACCUUGUCCUCAGAGUGAGGAACCUUGCCCUCAGAGUGAGGAACCUUCUCCUCAGAGUGAGAACCUUGUCCUCAGAGCGAGGAACCUUGUCCUCAGAGUGAGGAACCUUCCUUCAGAGUGAGAAACCUUGUCCUCAGAGUGCGGAAACUAGUCAUCAGAGUGAGGAACCUUUUCCUCAGAGUGAGGAACCUUGUCCUUCCUCACUCUGAGAACAAGGUUCCUCACUCUGAGGACAAGGUUCCUCACCCUGAUUACAAGGUUUCUCACUCUGAGGACAAGGUUCGUCACUCCGAGGACAAGGUUCCUCAUUCUGAGGACAAGGUUCCUCAUUCUGAGGACCAGGUUCCUCACUCUGAAGGCACGUUCCUCACUCUGAGGACAAGGUUUCUCUUUCUGAGGACAAGGUUCCUCACUCUGAGGACAAGGUUCCUCACACUGCGGAAAAGGUUCCUCACUCUGAGGACAAGGUUCCUCACUCUGACGACAAGGUCCUCUCUCUCUCUGAGGACAAGGUCCUCACUCCGUGGACAAGGUUCCUCACUCUGAAAGCAGGUUCUUCACUCUGAGGACAAGGUUCGUCACCCUGAGGAGAAGGUUUCUUACUCCGAGGAAAAGGUUCCUCACUCUGAGGAGAAGGUUCCUCACUCUGAGAACAAGGUUCCUCACUCUGAGGACAAGGUUCCUCAAGCUGAGGACAAAGUUACUCACUCUGAGGACAAGGUUCCUCACUCUGAGGACAAAGUUCCUCACUCUGAGGACAAGGAUGCUCGCUCUGAAGGCAGGUACCUCACUCUAAGGAGAAGGUUCCUCAAUCUGAGGAAAAGGUUUCUUACUCUGAGGACAAGGUUCCUCACUCUGAGGACAUGGUUCCUCACUCUGAGGACAAGGUUCGACACUCUCAGGACAUAGGCUCCUCACACUCAGGACAAGGUUCCUCACUCGGAAGACAAGGUUCUUCCGUGUAAAGGCAGGUUCCUCACACUAAGGACAAGGUUCCUGAUUCUGACGACAAUGUUAAUCACUCUGAAGGCAUGUACCACACUGUAAGGACAAGGUUCCUCACUCUGAGGACAAAGUUCCUCACUCUGAGGACAAGUUUCCAUACCCUAAGGACAAGAUUCCUCACUCUGAGGACAAGGCUCCUCAUUCUGUGGACAAGGUUCCUCACCCUGAGGACAAGGUUCCUCACUCUGAGGACAAGGUUCCUCAGUCUGAGAACAAGGUUCCUCACACUGAGGACAAGGUUCCUCACUCUGAAGACAAAGUUCCUCACUCUGAGGACCAGGUUUUUCACACUGAGGACAAGGUUGCUCACACUGAGCACAAGGUUCCUCACACUGAGAACAAGGUUCCUCACUCUGAAAACAAGGUUCCUAAGACUGAAGACAAGGUUCCUCACUCUGAAGACAAGGUUCCUCAUUCUGCGGACAAGGUCCUUCACACUGAAGACAAAUUUCCUCAGACUGAGGACAAGGUUACUCAAUCUGACAACAAGGUUCCUCACUCUGAGAACAAGGUUCCUCACACUGAAGACAAGGUUCCUCACCCGGAAGAGAAGGUUUCUCACUCUGAGGACAAGGUUCGUCACUCUGAGGACAAGGUUCUUCACACUGAGGAAAAGGUUCCUCACCCUGUGAACAAGGUGCCUCACUCUGAGAACAAGGUUCCUCACACUGAAGACAAGGUUCCUCACCCGGAAGAGAAGGUUUCUCACUCUAAGGACAAGGUUCGUCACUCUGAGGACAAGGUUCUUCACACUGAGGAAAAUUUUCAUCACUCUGAGAACAAGGUUCCUCACUCUGAGGACAAGGUUGUUCACGCUGAGGACAAGGUUGCUCACACUGAGGACAAGGUUCCUCACUCUAAGAACAAGGUUCGUCACUCUGAGGACAAGGUUCCUUGCUCUGAGAAGGUGCUUCACACUGUGGACAAGGUUCCUCACUCUGAGAACAAGGUUCGUCACUUUGUGGACAAGGUUCCUCACUCUGAUGACAAGGUUCAUCACUCUGAGAACAAGGUUCCUCACUCUGCGGACAAGGUCCUUCACACUGAGUCAGGGUUCCACACACUGAGGACAAGUUUCUUCACUCUGAGAACAAGGUUCCUCAGUCUGAGGACAGGAUUCUCACUAUGAGGACAAGGUUCCUCACUCUGAGGACAAGGUUCCUCACUCUGAGGACAAGGUUCCUCACACAGAGGACAAGGUCCCUCACUCUGAGAACAAGGUUCCUCACACUGAGGACAAGGGUCCUGACUCUGGAGACAAGGUUUCUCACUCUGAGGACAAGGUUCCUCACACAGAGGACAAGGUUCCUCACACUGAGGACAAGGUUCCACUCCCUGAGAACAAGGUUCCUCACUUUGAGGACAAGGUUCCUCACUCUGAGGAAAAGGUUCCUCACUCUGAGGACAAGUUUCUCCACUCUGAGGUCAAGCUUCUCCACAUUGAGGACAAGGUUCCUCACACUUAGCACAAGUUUCCUCACUAUGAGAACAAUGUUCCUCAAUCUGAGGACAAGGUUCCUCACUCUGAGGACAAGGUUCUUCAUACUGAGGACAAGGUUCCUCAAGCUGAGGACAAGGUUCCUCACUCUGAGAAGAAGGUUCCUCACUGUGAGGACAAGGCUACUUGCUCUGAGGAGAAGCUGCUUCAUACUGUGGACAAGGUUCCUCACUCUGAGAACAAGGUUCCUCACUCUGAGGACAAGGUUGUUCACGCUGAGGACAAGGUUGCUCACACUGAGGACAAGGUUCCUCACUCUGAGAACAAGGUUCGUCACUCUGAGGACAAGGUUCCUUGCUCUGAGAAGAAGGUGCUUCGCACUGUGGACAAGGUUCUCACUCUGAGAACAAGGUUCGUCACUUUGUGGACAAGGUUCCUCACUCUGAUGACAAGGUUCAUCACUCUGAGAACAAGGUUCCUCACUCUGAGGACAAGGUUCCUCACUCUGAGGACAAGGUUCCUUACUCUGAGGACAAGGCUCUUCACCCUGAGGACAAGGUUCCUCACACUGAGGACAAGGUUCCUCACACUGAGGACAAGGUUCCUGACUCUGCGAACUAG
Molecule: messenger RNA, 6617 nt
Organism: Paramuricea clavata
Lineage: Eukaryota; Metazoa; Cnidaria; Anthozoa; Malacalcyonacea; Plexauridae
Source: the annotation of a GenBank genome assembly